Molecule: messenger RNA, 1971 nt
Organism: Penicillium canariense
Lineage: Eukaryota; Fungi; Ascomycota; Eurotiomycetes; Eurotiales; Aspergillaceae
Product: transmembrane 9 family protein
Exons: 4
Biological process (GO): protein localization to membrane; vacuolar transport
Cellular component (GO): endosome; fungal-type vacuole membrane
Source: RefSeq, a predicted model, not a curated record
ACCCGCUCAAACGCUCUACGGUCACCAUGCGGUUCACCGACCGAGCCCCCCCUCCUCACCUCGGUCCUCCUUUCAAUUCCCUCGCUAUCCUCGGCCUUUUACCUUCCCGGUGUCGCUCCGACUUCUUACGACCAAGGCCAAUCCGUCCCCCUCUUUGUCAACCAUCUGACGCCCGGGCUGUCGCGCGACGACCAGCUUCAUUCUGUCUUCUCAUACGACUACUAUCACCCAGCAUUCCACUUCUGCCGGCCGGAGGGAGGUGCCCAGGAUGUUAGGGAAUCUUUGGGAAGUAUUCUGUUCGGCGACCGGAUCCGUACAUCCCCGCUGGAGCUGCACAUGGCCAAGAAUGAGACCUGUAAAGCGGUCUGCGGGGAGGUAACAUUUGACGAUCGGAGCGCCAAGUUCACCAAUCGCCGAAUCUCGCAAGGAUAUAAUAUCAACUGGAUCGUGGACGGACUGCCAGCGGCGCAGCUAAACUACGACGGAAACACAAACACCCAGUUCUACAACCCAGGAUUCUCGCUGGGCGACUUAGAUGAGAAUGGCCAAUCCGUGCUCAACAAUCACUUCGAUAUCGUAAUCGACUACCACCGUGUGGGUUUCAGCGGAAAGGACAAGUACCGGGUUGUUGGGGUGCUCGUGCAGCCCGAGUCCCGGCUCGAUUCGCGGAUUCUGGACGAUGGGACCGCCGAGUGCGGCACCCAAGGGAAUAUCCUCAGAUUGAGUGAAGAUGGAGAGACGCCAGUAACCUGGACAUACAGCGUUUACUGGAAGGAGUCGCCUACAGCAUGGGCCACCCGCUGGGACAAGUAUCUGCACGUCUACGACCCGAAGAUUCACUGGUUUUCCCUCAUCAACUCGGCCGUCUUUGUCGUUUUCCUGGUGGGGAUGGUCAGCAUGAUCCUUGUGCGUGCGCUCAAGAAGGACAUUGCUCGCUACAACCGGCUGGACCAGAUCAGCUUGGAUGAUUUGGAUGGCACUUCGGCUGCGAUUGAGGAUGGCAUUCAGGAGGAUUCAGGAUGGAAGCUGGUCCACGGCGAUGUCUUCCGUUGCCCGAAGUCACCACUGCUGCUGAGUGUGAUGCUAGGCAACGGUGCUCAGCUUUUCAUGAUGACCGGUGUGACUGUUGCAUUCGCCCUUCUCGGCCUUCUCUCUCCCGCUAACCGUGGCUUCUUGGCCACUGCCAUCCUCCUGAUUUCCGCUCUCUUCGGUGCCAUUGGAGGUUACGUCUCGGCUCGCGUGUAUAAGUCGUUUGGCGGCGAAUCUUGGAAGCGCAACAUUAUCAUGACCCCCCUCUUGCUUCCCGGGGUCAUAUUCGGCACAUUUUUCCUGCUCAACCUGUUUGUCUGGGCCAAGGGUUCCAGUGGUGCCGUACCUUUUGGCACCAUGGUCGCACUGGUCUUGAUAUGGUUCGUUAUCAGUGUGCCAUUGAGUGUGGCCGGUAGCUGGGUUGGAUUUAGGCAAUCGCCAAUCGAGGGCCCAACCAAAACCAAUCAGAUCCCCCGACAGGUGCCUCCCAUGUCAGGCAGCCUGCGCACCAUCCCGUCGAUCCUCCUGACUGGUAUUCUCCCCUUCGGCGCCAUCUUCGUCGAGCUAUACUUUAUCAUGACCUCUCUCUGGACCAACAAGAUCUACUACAUGUUCGGGUUCUUGUUCCUGUGCUACGGUCUGAUGAUUAUAACCUCUGCGGCCACGACGGUCCUACUUGUAUACUUCCUGCUCUGCGCCGAGAAUUACCGGUGGCACUGGCGUGCCUUUGCGGGUGCCGGUAUGACUGGUUGCUACGUCUUCCUGAAUGCCCUUACCUUUUGGGCAACGAGGGUCAGCUUCGGCGGCCUGACAGGCGCAGUGCUCUACGUGGGUUAUUCGGCGCUAAUUGGCUUCGUUGUUUUUAUUCUGACUGGCUCUAUUGGCUUCUUUGCCAGCUGGGCAUUCAUCUACCGCAUCUACGGUUCCAUCAAGGUGGAUUAA